This is a messenger RNA of Osmia bicornis bicornis, 1650 nucleotides long. RefSeq names its product cytosol aminopeptidase-like. Lineage: Eukaryota; Metazoa; Arthropoda; Insecta; Hymenoptera; Megachilidae. Gene Ontology annotation, molecular function: metalloaminopeptidase activity; manganese ion binding. The record is from RefSeq and is a predicted model, not a curated record. Gene Ontology annotation, cellular component: cytoplasm. Gene Ontology annotation, biological process: proteolysis.
GGAAAAAACUUUAUCUAAAAGUAUAAAUUAUGAGGAACUUUAAUCAGGAAUAUCAUUAAACUUCUUUUGCGUAUUAUUUUUUCUCAUCAUAAAGGAUUUUAUAAGAAAAUGAAAGGAUUGGUGCUUGGUAUAUACGAAACAGAAGAUGAAAGCAACAUUUCAUUGACUCCUACAGCGGCUAAAUACGAUGAACUAGUUAAAGGAAAGCUGCAAAAAAAUAUUUUGUUAGCAGGGCCAAAAAUUCCCAAAGGUCAUGCUAGAGUAUUUUGGGGUUUGGACGAGAAGGAUUACGUUGGAGUAGCGGUUGUUGGUCUAGGAAAACAAAAUCUUGGCAUUGAUCAACUUGAGGAAAUACACGAAGGGAAAGAAAGCAUACGUAUUGCAGCAGCAGCUGGUUGCCGUGCAUUGGACGCAGUUGAAAUAAAAUAUACAAUGGAAAACAUUGGGAAUGCAGAAGCUGCGGCAGAAGGAGCUGCACUAUCAACUUGGUUUUACCAAGGUCAAAAUAAGAAAAAACAGAAAGUAUAUCCAAAAGUUUUUUUGUAUGGUCAAGAAGGAGAAGAACAAUGGUUGAUUGGAAGUAUCAAAGCUCAAGCUCAAAAUUGGGCACGUCAACUUGCCGAUACCCCGGCUAAUCUAAUGACACCUACCAUAUUUUCUAAAGAAGUGUGCUCGGUUCUUACUAAACUAGGAAUUACAGUACAAGUACACGAUCAAGAAUGGGCAGAACAGAAACAGAUGGGUUCUUUCCUUAGCGUAUCUCGCGGUAGUUGCGAGCCACCAAAGUUUGUUGAAAUUCAUUAUAAAGGUGCUAAUGAUAAUUCUCAACCGAUUGCCUUUGUCGGAAAAGGUGUUACAUUCGAUGCUGGUGGUAUUAGUCUUAAGCCUCCAUCUGACAUGGACGAAAUGCGUGCCGACAUGACUGGUGCAGCAUGUGUAGCCGCUGCUAUUCGAGCUGCGGCUGAACUUAAAUUGAAAGUGAACAUCAUCGGUUUGAUACCGCUUACCGAGAAUUUACCCUCUGGAACUGCAACUAAACCAGGAGAUGUUGUAAUUGCGAUGAACGGAAAGAGUAUCAUUGUAGAUAACACUGAUGCGGAAGGUAGACUGAUCCUGGCCGAUGCUCUUUGCUAUGCUCAAGAAUUUAACCCAAAAUUCAUUUUGGACAUCGCGACAUUAACGGGUGCAAUGAGAAUUGCUUUGGGAGGAGCAGCAACUGGUGUAUUCACGAAUGAUGGUACUCUCUAUGAGAAGCUACGGAAUGCUGGCACCAUUACUGGUGAUCGAGUAUGGAGAUUUCCACUUUGGCAGCAUUUUACCGAUGAAAUGACAAAAAAAGUUAAGUCAGCGGAUGUAAGGAAUGCCGCUAAAACCAAAUGUGGAGGUUCUUGCACUGCGGCUGCUUUCUUAAGAGAAUUUGUUUCACCCGAUACCCCCUGGAUGCAUUUAGACAUUGCAGGAGUAAUGGGUCCUGGACCUGAUAAGUUACCAUAUGUACCAGCUGGAAUGACAGGUCGUCCGACUCGUACGCUUAUUCAGUUUCUACAAGCAAUGUGUUAAAAUUGACAACUAUUUUAAGUUGUAUGGUGCAAGUUUAUCUAUUUUUAUAUAUAUAUGUAUGCAUAUGUAUAAUACACGCAUUUAUAUGUA